AUGGAAGUAUGCUGCCAGCUGCCCGUGCUGCCCCUCGACAGGCCGGUGCCGCAGCACGUCCUCAGCCGCAGGGGGGCCAUCAGCUUCAGCUCCAGCUCCGCGCUCUUCGGCUGCCCCAACCCCCGGCAGCUCUCGCAGAGACGUGGAGCAAUUUCCUAUGACAGCUCUGAUCAGACUGCGUUGUACAUUCGUAUGCUAGGAGAUGUGCGAGUAAGAAGUCGGGCAGGAUUUGAAACAGAGAGAAGAGGUUCUCAUCCAUACAUUGAUUUCCGUAUUUUUCACUCAAAUUCUGAAAUUGAAGUGUCUGUGUCUGCAAGAAAUGUGAGAAGAUUGCUUAGUUUCCAGCGAUACCUGAGAUCUUCCCGUUUUUUCCGUGGUAUCACUGUUCCAAAUUCUUCAAACAUUUUAGAUGAUGAUUAUAAUGGACAAGCAAAGUGUAUGCUGGAGAAGGUUGGAAACUGGAAUUUUGAUAUUUUUCUUUUUGAUAGACUGACAAAUGGAAACAGUCUAGUCAGCUUAACCUUUCAUCUGUUUAAUCUUCAUGGACUAAUUGAACACUUCCAGUUAGAUACGAUGAAACUUCGUAGAUUUUUGGUUAUGGUUCAAGAAGAUUAUCACAGUCAAAAUCCUUAUCAUAAUGCAGUUCAUGCUGCUGAUGUGACUCAGGCCAUGCACUGUUAUUUACAAGAGCCUAAGCUUUCCCAAUCCUUAACUCCAUGGGAUGUUCUGCUCAGUUUAAUUGCAGCUGCCACACAUGAUUUGGAUCACCCAGGCGUUAAUCAACCUUUCCUAAUUAAAACAAACCAUUACUUAGCAACUUUGUAUAAGAAUACCUCAGUACUGGAGAACCAUCACUGGAGAUCAGCAGUGGGGUUGCUGAGAGAGUCUGGUUUAUUUGCACAUAUGUCAUUGGAAAACAGGCAGCUGAUGGAAAGCCAGAUAGGUGAUCUCAUUCUUGCCACAGACAUCAGUCAGCAAAAUGAGUAUCUGUCCAUGUUCCGAUCCCACUUGGAUAGAGGAGACCUAUGCUUAGAGGACGCAAACCAUCGUCACUUCAUUUUACAGAUGGCUUUGAAGUGUGCUGAUAUUUGUAACCCAUGUCGGACUUGGGAGCUGAGUAAGCAGUGGAGUGAAAAAGUAACAGAGGAGUUCUUCCAUCAAGGAGAUAUUGAAAAAAAAUAUCACUUGGGUGUGAGUCCACUUUGUGACCGACAGACAGAAACUAUUGCCAACAUCCAGAUUGGUUUUAUGACCUACUUAGUGGAGCCGCUAUUUGGGGAGUGGGCCCGGUUCUCGAACACCAGGCUGUCGCAGACGAUGCUUGGCCACCUGGGACUGAACAAGGCGAGCUGGAAGGGAGUGCAGAGAGAACAGUCUAGCAGUGGUGAUGACGUUGAUCCCGCUUUUGAGGAAAUGGACUCAGACAUAUUACCUCAGGAACCUCGAUUGUCCUGA
Messenger RNA from Cygnus atratus (black swan), 1455 nucleotides. It is a transcript of the gene PDE7A, whose product is annotated as phosphodiesterase 7A. Gene Ontology annotation, molecular function: 3',5'-cyclic-AMP phosphodiesterase activity. Lineage: Eukaryota; Metazoa; Chordata; Aves; Anseriformes; Anatidae. The record is from RefSeq and is a predicted model, not a curated record. The transcript has 13 exons. Bases 1 to 1455 code for a protein of 484 amino acids.